UAUACGCACACCACGCGAGGCCUCUUGCAAAAUACGUACCACCUCGGUAAACGUAUAUUUUCGGCACGUUCCUCGUCGAAACAUUGACUAAAAUUAUUAAUCAUCAUUGCUGUUAUUAUUAAGUACGUGUGCGCGUGUUAAACAUGACGUUCAACGUGUCACACGGGGUUCAUUACAGCGUGAGUAACGCGAUAUUUGCAUAAAAUUAAUUUCAUGUCCGAUCGAACACGAUAUAACAACGCGAUAAGUGAUAAGCACACGUCGACUGCGGAGCCGGCCCAGUGGCGGGUCACGUAGCCAACACGAUCCCCAACAUGGUCGAGCUGAGUACUAUCAACAUGAUCAUUAAAAUAUACGCUUUGGCAGGGUUUUGCGUCGCCGCGUACGCGUUUUACGCGGAGACUUCAUUGGAAAACGAUCCGGACUUCAAGCCGUUGUGCGACAUCAGGGAUUACGUAAAUUGUUCGCCGGCUUUUCAAUCCCCAUACGCCAAGGGGUUCGGUAUCGUCGGGUACGUGUUCGGCGAAGAUGUAUUUUUCAAUGUUCCCAACGGACUCGUCGGAAUGAUAUUCUACACCGUAUCGUUCCUGUUGAGUUUCUCGAACAACGAAAAAAUCGUAAACGCCCAAUACUACCUGGCGAUCGCGUCGAACGCGUCCACCGUUUACCUGGCUAUUGUGUUGGCUUUCGUCGUCGGAGAACUGUGCUUGGUGUGCCUGACCACGUACGUAAUAAACGCCGUGAGCCUGUUGUGCGUCUCGUCCAAACGGUGUCGGUUAACGCGCAACAGAAAUGGCUGCAAAACGAAAGGCGAUUGAAAGAAAUCGAAAAAAAUCACAACGAACCCGACCCAAACGAGACGGAAACCAGCGCGCGUAUUUUAUUAUUUAUUAUAAUCGACCGAAAACGAUUCGGGUUUUUGUACACCUCCUCCGGAUGAAUAAACAAAAAUUCGUCAGA
Sipha flava (yellow sugarcane aphid) is the source of this 960-nucleotide messenger RNA. It is a transcript of the gene Vkor, whose product is annotated as vitamin K epoxide reductase complex subunit 1-like protein 1. The record is from RefSeq and is a predicted model, not a curated record. Gene Ontology annotation, molecular function: vitamin-K-epoxide reductase (warfarin-sensitive) activity. Bases 315 to 818 code for a protein of 167 amino acids. Lineage: Eukaryota; Metazoa; Arthropoda; Insecta; Hemiptera; Aphididae. Gene Ontology annotation, biological process: vitamin K metabolic process; peptidyl-glutamic acid carboxylation. The transcript has 3 exons.